GCUACGUCAUAACAUCUACCUGCAUGCCAAAUUAUAGCCCGGUCCGUCCAGUGGUUUGGGCUGUGCGUUGAUAGAUCACUAUGUCAGUCAGUCACCUUUGAGUUAUAUAUAUUUAGACUAGCAUUAAUCACGACUGAUGACUAAUUUUUGUUAGUUUGUCCGUCAGGUAGAGUGUUAAAAAAUAUUUAACACGUAUUUUUUUAUUUUUUUCGUAAUCAUACAAUUACGGCGUUACAUUGAGUUGAAAUUUCGCAUGACGUCACGUUAGAGUACGUUUUCUACUCAACUGUGACGUAGCGAGUCCCCACUCCUCAACUUUAAUGCCUGUUAUCUAAGCUAUUUCUUGUUAAAUUGAAGUAAAAAAAAAUACGUAUCUAAUAUUUUUCUAUUAUCUAACUGACGGACUAAAUAGAAUUGCAUUAUUUUUACCCAGUCAUCAUCCCUAUUUUGUCACCCGCGUAUGAUGUAGCUUCCCUUGGGUGAAAGAAUUUUCGUGAUUGGAUCGGUAUUCCCGAAAAUUACUCCCUGCAAACAAAGUCAGAAACUUACCUCUUUAUAACAAUUAGAAUAGAUUGAUUGUAUCUAGCAAUAAGCCCGCCUUUUGUAUACUUCUCUCUUAUUUUGCUUCUUUGUUUGUGUCCUUUGUUGUAGGUACCAUAAAUAAUAUAUUAUUAUUAUAUUCUUCUUUAAUCAAGACAUCUAUUAAUAAAGUUUGAUUGUUAGUUUACUGAAUUAAAUUAAGUUUGUUUAUAAUAUGAUUUGUAAAGGUCAUAUUGGACUUGUCGAUUCUUCUCAAAUGGUUAUUUUUUUUUUAUAAAAAGUAAUGGAAAUUAUAUCAAUCGAAGAAAUAUUAAUUUUGACUCGUAAUUAGGUAUUAUGAUAAGGUUUGAAAAUAUGUUUAAUUGAUGUAUACGCCAAAUAAAUGGAAGAAUAAAAAAAUCUUGCAUAAAAGGGCAAAGGUGAAAAACUUUUUAGGUGAAAAUCACGAACCUAAUAAUGUCGAUGCAGCCGGGACUGAUGGCUAAACAGGCCUUCCGAAGCACGGAGAAGCUCGGGAUGUUAAAUUUUGGUCACCCAUCCUGUGACCGGCCUUUGCGAAAGUUGCUUACUUUUAACGCAAUCUUUACGACCCCAUUAAUAUUAAAUGCAAAUAUUUCAGAUGAACAAAUCAGUCGCUUUGCUGUUGUUCUUUAGCGUGGCUUGUAUGAGCGCUCCUGCCACUGACUCGGAGCUGGAGUCGAUUCUGGAUGAUAUAUUCGGCCCAUCAACUAGUACCAACGAACCGGCGGUAGUAGCUGACAAGAAUCAACCUCCUGUCGACCUUGAUACUAUUAUAAGGGAGGUAUUCGAAUCGAACGUCACAACUUCUACCACCAGUACUUCACGAACCGAAGAUGAGACGGAAUGUGAUAUAGGAGGACAAAAGGGGGCAUGUACACCUUAUUAUCUUUGUCCUGAAGCAGCUGAGGUAUCAGAAGGCAUUAUUGAUAUUGCGUAA
Messenger RNA from Diatraea saccharalis (sugarcane borer), 1498 nucleotides. Lineage: Eukaryota; Metazoa; Arthropoda; Insecta; Lepidoptera; Crambidae. The record is from the annotation of a GenBank genome assembly.